AUGUAUCACGCCUAUGGGACGUAUCAGCCGAAGAAGCCGGCGUGGAAGGUGGACAAACGGCCACGAUGGCCAAGGAGAGGCAGUCGGCCGGUUCUGAUUUUGCUCGCCGCCCUGAUCGCGGCCACGGUUCUGCUGGCCUGGAAUUGUGAAUCCGUCGACCAUAGACGGAGCCAAACGUACAAGACAAGCCUGCAAAGGAGCGAGGGCGGCAAGGUUCCGCCCGAUCAAACACCUUCAAGUCUCGAGGUCGUCCUGGAGGAGAAACCGUCAGGGGGAGAUACUCCAUCACUCGGAGACUCUUUGUGGCUUCACAACCACAUGGCGUCGAUAAAGGAGAACCACGUUGAGCAUGGGCGAGGGAGAGAUUCUCAGCAAGGUCCCGUUCGUCACGACGAGGAAGAGGAAGAGGAAGCUUCGGCGCCUUUGGAGCAAGACGAAGCACCGUCCCGCAACAGCAAGAAGCACCCGGUCGUGUCAGACCCGAUUAAGGACGAAGUGACGAAGGACAAAGUCCCAGUAGCGGCAGCUGCACAAGAUCCCUUGGAAGGCGAAGUGGAAACGGCACCCGCUCCUCCACGAGAACCCCCCGUGGAGGAGUUGGUGGAAGACGAGUCCAAUGAGUCCGAACAGCACCUGUCUCUCGAACAGCAGGCCGAGUCACUGCCCGAGUUCGUGUGGGUGCCAUUUCACGAAGCAGUCAAGAAUGAAGUGCUCCAAGGCUGGGAGGACGAAUGGGUCAGCUCGGGGACCUUUGACGAGCAGAAAUGGGGGAAACUGGAGGAACCCCGGGUGGACUUUGCCUAUCUCUGGGUCAAUGGAUCGGAAGAAGACUUCCAGCGCACCAUCAGGGUAUGGGAAGAGCGGUCCGUCCUGAACGACCCAGACGGCAAAUGGAUCAGCUCCCACGGCGUGAACCGGUACCGCGACUGGGACGAGCUGCGUUAUUCCUUCCGCAGCAUCGAGAAGAACGCCGGGAACUUCACCAACACGGUCAAAGUCCUGGUCAAUUCCAUCUAUCAGGACGGCGUGCCGGUGCGGAAACAGACGCCCUCGUGGCUGGCCGUGGCUGAUCCGGAGGUGGCUCGUUUCGUCCAGGUCGUGCCUCAAGAGGAUAUGUUCGAAGCGGACAAGGCCGUGUGCUUGCCCACGUUCAACUCGUUAACCAUCGAGAAUCAGAUAUUCAAUACCCAGUCGGACGUGGAUCAAUUCGUCGCCUUGUCGGACGACAUGCUGCUGACCCGCGAGCAUUCUGCCGCCGACGUCUACUCGCCCUUGUUUGGGUCGGUGCUCAGCUUCAAAACCAACGGGUAUAGCACGACAUCCCCCCCAACCGAGGUCGACGCGCGUCGCUUUGGGGAAAAGCCCUACUUGAUCUACACGUCGUGGCUCUUGAACCGGCGCUUUGGCACGCGUAAACGCAAAGGCCAGAGUCAUUUCGGUCACUCGUUGUCACGCAGCAUCAUGCGCGAGGCCAUCGAGGCGUUCCCGCGGCCCGAAAUCCAAAGUGCAUGCAAGCGUUUCCGCGGCGAGCCCGGGUUCCAGCUGUAUUCCUGGUAUGCGACGUACCACUAUUUGAUCGAGCGCCACAGGGAAGUGCUGCUGUGGAGCUAUAUCAUGCUGCGCAGCGAUGUCGACCGGAACGGCGUCCUAUCCUGGAGCGAACGGCAGACCAUCCUCGGAGACCUGGCGGCCGGAGCGCAGAACGCACGUCGAGUCUCCUUUCGCCGCAAGAUCUUUUACCAUGUGCCCUUCAUGUUGGAGAAGGCCGGCCUCCGCGCACCGCAGGUCAACACAAACAGCCUGUGGACGUCGCUGGACGGUCCGCUGGCCAUCCGCGAUGCCGACUGUGCCGAGUUCGACCUGGACGAGUGUCUCGCGCCGGGCUUUGGCAUUGGCCCCGACACGUCGGAGUCGAUAGGCUCAUCGUCGCGGAAUCCGGCCUUUAGCUCCGCCGCGGUCUUUGAUCGCCUGGCCCGUCAGAUCCCCCGCUGUGGCGAUUGCCUAGUGAAGCGCCUCCUGCAGCAGACUUCAUCCGGCCUGGGCCCGUUGCUGCCACAUGCUGAAACCGAAUCCCAGCGGCAAGAUCGUGAGCUCGUGGUCAAGGCUGUCAUGCGCUAUAAAUACGUCGUGGUCGACCCCUCUGACACCCUGUUCGUCAUGGUCACCGAUGCAGAUCAGAUCGAUAGCACUCUUUACCGACCCUUCGUCCACAACCACAAGCAGCUGCCGGGCCAACUGUGUCUGAACGACGAUGUGGCCACCACCGACGAGCACGAGUUGAGAGAUGUCCAAACCGCAAUGAGGGAGUUGCUCCAAGCCUUGUUCCCGGAGAAAAGCAGAGCUGAGUUGCCUUUGUAG
This is a messenger RNA of Capronia epimyces CBS 606.96, 2358 nucleotides long. RefSeq lists its product as uncharacterized. NCBI's taxonomy places the organism in Eukaryota, Fungi, Ascomycota, Eurotiomycetes, Chaetothyriales, Herpotrichiellaceae. Bases 1 to 2358 code for a protein of 785 amino acids. The record is from RefSeq and is a predicted model, not a curated record. Gene Ontology annotation, biological process: carbohydrate phosphorylation; N-glycan processing to lysosome. Gene Ontology annotation, cellular component: Golgi apparatus. Gene Ontology annotation, molecular function: UDP-N-acetylglucosamine-lysosomal-enzyme N-acetylglucosaminephosphotransferase activity. The transcript is spliced from 4 exons.